ACAAAAACAUCAGCGUUUUCUCAUGCGUCCGGUACUGAUACCGAUCAAGCAUCAGUUGGCCAGAUUUCGGGCCAUCUUAGCUUUGUAGAAUGGUCACGUCUCAACCCCGCAGACGCCGAUCUGUUUGGCCUGCUCGUCAAGGCUGUCGGGCUGUGGGCACGUGCUCACGAUCCCAGCUCCGUUGUCCGGCAGUCUUUUUUGUUAGGAGCAACUGCAGCUGCCAGUCGUGAUAUCACUAUGCAGUAUACACAUGAUCUGUUGCACAAAGCUGGCUAUGAUAUUCGGCGAGCCGUGCAUCUCCUUUUGCCGAGUAGGCCGAUUAUCCCUUAUACUACUUACAAUGAAUCAGUUGUGAUCUUUUUUAUUUAA
Molecule: messenger RNA, 369 nt
Organism: Protopolystoma xenopodis
Lineage: Eukaryota; Metazoa; Platyhelminthes; Monogenea; Polystomatidea; Polystomatidae
Source: the annotation of a GenBank genome assembly